This is a messenger RNA of Galendromus occidentalis (western predatory mite), 3178 nucleotides long. Its product is annotated as 116 kDa U5 small nuclear ribonucleoprotein component. Gene Ontology annotation, molecular function: GTP binding; U5 snRNA binding; GTPase activity. The transcript is spliced from 2 exons. NCBI's taxonomy places the organism in Eukaryota, Metazoa, Arthropoda, Arachnida, Mesostigmata, Phytoseiidae. Gene Ontology annotation, cellular component: U2-type catalytic step 2 spliceosome; cytosol; U4/U6 x U5 tri-snRNP complex. The coding region runs from base 123 to 3056 and encodes 977 amino acids. Gene Ontology annotation, biological process: mRNA splicing, via spliceosome. The record is from RefSeq and is a predicted model, not a curated record.
GGGUGUCUCGAAUGCGUGCUUGCUCGCCUGUUGUUUUUCGCCGCCAGUUUUCGAUCAAAACGUGAAUAUAUUCCUCAAGAAAGAAACUGUGCUUCAAAAUUCAGCGACCCUGAAUAAGAAGAAUGGACGGCGAUCUUUACGACGAGUUCGGAAACUACAUCGGACCCGAUUUGGAUUCUUCUGAGGAGGAAGAAGAAGAACAGGAUGAUGAGGAUCAGGACGACGGUGACAACGAUGAAGUCGGCAAAGGAGAUGUCGACGACGAGCCAGAGGAGUCAAUGCAAGUUGUACUCCAUGAAGACAAAAAGUAUUAUCCCAGUGCGCUCGAAGUGUACGGCGAGGACGUCGAGACCAUCGUUCAAGAAGAAGACGCUCAGCCCUUGACUGAGCCCAUCAUUCAACCUGUCAAACAGAGAAAGUUCGCACAUACCGAGAAAGACCUUCCUGAAACGACGUACGACCUCGAGUUCCUCGCCGACUUGAUGGACUCUCCCGAAUUGGUCAGGAACAUCGCUCUUGUUGGUCAUCUCCACCACGGCAGAACUACGUUCGUUGAUUGCCUCAUCGAGCGAACUCAUCCGGACUUCCGGGCCAGGGAGGGCAAGAGCUUGCGCUUCACCGACGCGCUCUACACCGAACAAGAGCGCGGUGUGAGCAUCAAGAGCUCCCCCGUCUCGCUGGUGUUGCAGGAUUUGAAAACAAAAUCGUUCCUUAUGAACAUCUUCGACACUCCCGGUCACGUAAAUUUCUCGGACGAAGCCACAGCUGCGCUGAGACUGUGCGAUGGAGCCGUCUUGUUCGUCGACGCUGCGCAAGGAGUAUGUCUCCAAACUGAACAGAUCCUCAAGCACUGUAUCCAAGAACGGGUCAAAGUGCUGCUGUGUAUCAACAAAAUCGAUCGACUCGUGCUCGAAUUGAAACUACCGCCGACGGACGCGUAUUACAAAUUGAGAAACAUCCUCGACGAGGUGAACUCUCUGAUCAUGUUGUACUCCGAGGAACCGGAAGCCAUGCUCCUGAACCCUCUGCUCGGUAACGUGUGCUUCGCGUCUUCACAAUACGAUCUCUGUUUCACGCUGAAAUCUUUCGCAAAAAUGUACGAGGAGACAUACGGCGGAAUGGAUUAUAAAGAACUCGCGAGACGGCUCUGGGGAGACAUGUACUUCAGCAGCAAAACACGCAAAUUCAGUCGCAAACCUCUGCACGGAUCGGCGCAGAGGUCAUUUGUGGAGUUCGUUCUCGAACCUCUCUACAAACUUUUCGCGCAGGUCGUCGGAGACGUCGACGUGAACCUCCCUGGUCUUCUGGACGAGCUGGGAAUUCGAAUUUCUAAAACCGAAAUGAAAAUGAAUAUCAAACCUCUCUUGCGCUUGGUCUGCUCGAGGUUCAUGAGAGAUAAUUUCGCGGGAUUCGUUGACAUGAUCGUCGAGCACGUACCCCCACCAAACCAAGUUUCAGAACUGAGAGCUCAGCAGAUCUUCAGCGGACCCGUCGUGACGAAAACAGAAGACUCGAGGCUCGGUGCCAGCAUCCUGAACUGCGACCCCGAUGGUCCUCUGCUCCUGCAUACGACCAAACAGUAUCCGUCUAACGACGCGAUAAGCUUCAACGUUUUCGGCCGAAUUUUCUCAGGCAGCAUAUAUUCUGGUCAGCAGGUGAAAAUCCUCGGCGAGAACUAUUCACAGCUCGAUGAAGAAGACUCCAGAAUCAUGACAGUUGGACGGCUGUGGAUCUACGAGAGCCGUUACCAGAUCGAAGUGAAUAGGGUGGCGGCCGGCAACUGGGUUCUCAUCGAGGGAAUUGAAGCUUCAAUCGUGAAAACGGCGACCAUCGUCGACCCGAAAUUCAAAUACCCGCUACAUAUAUUCCGACCGCUGAGAUUCAUCACGAAAAGCGUCUGUAAAAUCGCUGUCGAACCCGUCAACCCGUCGGAACUUCCGAAAAUGUUGGACGGUCUCAGAAAAAUCAACAAGAGCUACCCGUUAGUCACCACGAAAGUCGAAGAAAGCGGAGAACACGUCAUCUUCGGCACGGGUGAACUGUACCUCGACUGCGUGAUGCAUGAUCUGCGGAGAAUGUAUUCAGAAAUCGACAUCAAAGUCGCCGAUCCGGUGGUGGCGUUCUGUGAGACGGUCGUUGAAACGUCGUCUUUGAAAUGUUUCGCUGAAACUCCGAACAAAAAGAACAAAUUGACGAUGAUAGCCGAACCGCUCGAGAAAGGAAUCGCAGAAGAUAUCGAAAAUCAAGUUGUUGAAAUGGACUGGGAUCGUCGUCGUUUGGGAGAGUUCUUCCAACACAAGUACGAUUGGGAUCUGCUGGCGGCGCGAUCCAUCUGGGCGUUCGGGCCGGAUUCCCAAGGUCCGAACAUCCUCGUCGACGACACGCUGCCUUCAGAAGUGGACAAAACGCGUUUGUCGUCUGUGAAAGACAGCAUAGUUCAAGGUUUCCAAUGGGCUGUGAGAGAAGGUCCGUUGUGUGAAGAACCCAUCCGGAACUGCAAGUUCAAGCUCCUAGACGCUGUCGUGGCGUCGGAGAGCAUCCAUCGAGGCGGAGGUCAAGUCAUUCCAACGGCCAGAAGAGUGGCCUAUUCCGCCUUCCUGCUUGCAACGCCCCGACUCAUGGAGCCUUACAAUUACGUGGAGAUCCAGGCCGCCGCCGAUUGCGUCUCGGCGGCUUACACCGUCAUCACGAGACGUCGUGGUCAUGUGACGCAGGACGCACCCUUGCCGGGAUCCCCGUUGUACUCCAUCAAGGCCUUUCUUCCCGCGAUCGACAGUUUCGGCUUCGAAACGGAUCUGCGGACGCAUACUCAAGGCCAGGCUUUCUGUUUGUCGAUGUUCCAUCAUUGGCAGAUUGUUCCCGGCGAUCCCCUCGAUAAAAGUGUGGUGAUCCGACCUCUCGAAAUCCAGCAGGGAGGCAGCUUGGCGAGAGAGUUCAUGAUUAAAACUCGGCGGAGAAAAGGUCUAUCCGAAGAUGUUUCCAUCAACAAGUUCUUCGACGAUCCUAUGCUUCUCGAGCUGGCACGUCAAGAUGUAAUUCUUAACUAUCCCAUGUAAAAACAAAUUCCCCAUCAGUACUUGUGUUACGGCUCGAGUUCACCCUUAGCUGGACAGUCUCACGCUAUCGCUGCGUAGCAUGACCUUGUACAUCUUCAUAAAUAAAACAAAUCAUUCUAUAA